Molecule: messenger RNA, 2658 nt
Organism: Hydractinia symbiolongicarpus
Lineage: Eukaryota; Metazoa; Cnidaria; Hydrozoa; Anthoathecata; Hydractiniidae
Exons: 8
Coding region: 1-2316 (771 amino acids)
Biological process (GO): G protein-coupled receptor signaling pathway
Cellular component (GO): membrane
Molecular function (GO): G protein-coupled receptor activity; peptide binding
Source: RefSeq, a predicted model, not a curated record
AUGACAACAAGAAACAAACAAGCUUUCAGACGCCAACCAAGCAAUCUAUUUUUUAUUCGAUUGCAAAACACAACUUGCCACAUUACAAGUGCAAGCAAAGAAAAUGCAAACCAAAUGCUUCCGUCUUACACGAAACAAUCCACAAAGGCUUUCGUUAAGAAUAUUCAACGACGUAUAUAUCGACAAUCAAUGAUAGAUUUGAGAUUUGUGAACAUAUACGAUGUUAACAUCAGCACCAUAGCCAGAGAGGUCUACGAGCACCUUGCUAAUCAAGAACAGCACCCACCCUUUUACACUCAAAUUGAUUCUUGUCUUUUUGAAAUAAGGGUUUCAGCUAUGUUGGACUGGUCGAUCUCAUUCAAUACAGAGGAGCCCUGGAUAGAAGGAAAUAUACGAUUUUCUGCAAUUUAUGAAGAACGUCAAAGUAACAAGGCUAAAAAAAACAUCUACACAGGUUUUUGUAUAGCACCGCUUCGUGAUGCACUGUUUGGGCAAUAUUUGAAACGCCAUGAACUGCACUUUCCACAAUCAAACCGUUGCAUAACAUCAACAGGGAAAAACUGCGAGCAUGGUAUUGAGUUCAAUUUUAAUAUUUGUGUAAUGACAAAAGCACAACGAUGGAGUGGAAACGUCAAAAAUUGGAGAGCGAUCUUUAGUAUCUCCAAGACGGGAGAAAAGUUUCGAAACCCAUUUAUUGCAUGUGGUGGGAGAGUCAGAAAAAUACAAAAUACCAAUAUAAUUUUGAAUACCAUUUACACAAUGCAGAACGCGUCAAUUAUACUAGAAGAAAACACGAAUAGUGCUUAUACGUAUUUGAACAUUUUCCGGACCAGCUUAUACAGUUUUAUACUGGUCCUUGGAAUGUUUGGUAACUUUACCGUAGUUAUGGCUACCAUUAAAUUUAUAACUUUACGGAAACCGACAAACAUAUUAAUCUGCAAUUUAUGUGUGUGUGACAUUUUAAUUUUAUUUGCAGGUAUUCCUUUGUUUGCUUUUGAAGAAACAGAAUUAAAGGGGGUUGGUUGUAAACUGUUAUCACCCUUUCUAACUUCUUUGCUGACGUCGACAGUUUUAACGUUAAUUGUAAUCGCUUUGGAGAGAUACGUAAUUAUUUUGCAUCAUUUUCAAAGAUUUACGUUUGCUCUCCAUCAUCCCUAUACCGUUAUUGGUUGCAUAAAUAUAAUUUCUUUACUGACUGGCGUUCCGGUAGUGUUUUCGUUCAGUAACUCAUCACUUUUAAACUGUAGGACACGGUGGAAUGAAUCUGCGGAGCUUAUAUACGCGUUGUUUAGCUUUCUGAUGCAGUAUUUUCUACCUUUAAUGGCAAUGUGUUUUUUGUAUGCCCGCAGUUGGCACCGAAUACGAAAAAAGAACAAAAGAACUAUAAGAAUAGGCAGUAGUAAUCGUAACUCAUUUCUGGGACGAAGCGCCUCUGAGAGCGAUUUAAAUGCAGCUACAGCUGAACUUAUCACCAAGAGUGCAAGCAACAAUCAUUUAGUCGGGGAUGGCACAAAUCUUAGACGUUCUGUUUCUAGUGAAUCCGUCUUCACUACACCAUCUCCAAGAAGAUCGCGCGCAGGUUCAUUUCGAGAAUCUGUUACCCGAGCUCAGCGUAACCUCACCUCGAUUAUUACAGGUGCUGAUGUAGAGUCUGCUUUGUCUGGUUUUGCUGCAAAGCGAUCGAGACAAACACUCCUCACUUUGAAGAUGUUUACCUACAUUGUUCUUGUAUUUGCUGUGUGUAUGUUGCCGCAUCACGUGAUAAAGCUGAUGCAUGCUACAGAUGCACAAAAACAUAAAAGUUAUUUUCACUAUUUGGAUCUUUUGUAUAUAUGCAUUUAUGUUAAUGCAGCAGUUAAUCCGUGGAUUUAUGGUUUUAUGAAUGCUCAGUACAGAAUCGCUUUGCGUCGACUAUUCCUUUUCAAACGACAUCAUGUAGCAACUAUGAUGGAGAGACAUCUUUUCCGAUCUCCAUCGGGUACGUUAAUUUUGAGCAAAUCCAAAUCAAGACGAAAAAAAAUUUGUUUUCUUGAACUUGCUUUAUUUUGUAAAAACAAUAAACCAGACGAUGUGCAGGAUGAAAUGUUAAAAACAAAAUCGAAUGAAGUCGCAAAUUGUCGGGAGAGCUCGGCAAGAAGUCCGUUACUUUCAACCAGCCGUAAAAUAAGCAAAAUUCAUCGUAAUGAAAGCGUGGAAACCACCUUAGAUGACAUUCCGUUGUGCCUCCCGAUUAUCAUCAUCACAUGUUAUGACGACGAGAUCGAAAACGAGAACGCAUUUCGAGACAAUAUCGGGAACGAAAACACAUUCGGGUGAAACGAGAAAUAAUGUACAUCGGCCAAGAAUAAGAAAUACGACACUGCAAGUGUGAGGCAAUAAAGAAAACAAACAUAAAAAGUGAAUGCACAGAGUUUAAUCUGUUUGAAAAAGACCCGAAGUCUCAAUAAAGUUGUAAAUCAUAAAAACAACAAUUCUCUUUGUAUGAACUCCUUGGCAAAGUUUAUCCAGGUGUAGCUAAUGUAAAUAUAUUUGGAUGAUAAUGCUAAUGUAAGUGAAUUGUUGACUCAUUUUUGUGAUGCGUGGAAUAGUCAUUCCACACCGCACGAACAGAUUAAUUAAAAUGUUCACAUAUUUUUUCAGAUUUGACGUGGAAUGGGA